Messenger RNA from Ilyonectria robusta, 474 nucleotides. RefSeq lists its product as uncharacterized. The record is from RefSeq and is a predicted model, not a curated record. The coding region runs from base 1 to 474 and encodes 157 amino acids. Lineage: Eukaryota; Fungi; Ascomycota; Sordariomycetes; Hypocreales; Nectriaceae. The transcript has 3 exons.
AUGCGCCCCUCCAAUAUCUUCGCUUCUGCCCUCACUCUGGCCAUGCGGUUUUGGGCCUCUCUGGAUGGUAGCAUUCAGAAGCGAUUCGCUGGUGGUUGGUGUGGUGUCCAUGUUCACGGACACCGGAAGCUGGACUCUGAGACUCGAUCUGGCUGGAUCAAGAUCUACGACGUCAAUGGGUACUUGGUCUUCCAGAAUAACGAGGUUUGGCAGGAUCAAGGCUCAAUCCUUAUCGAGGCACAAGAAGGAGGCAUGCCUGACAAGAUGUAUGCUACUAUAUUCCCCUCCGGAAACCCUAGCUCCGGAGAUGUUGCCGAGUUCCGAUACGGCGACAGGGCUUGGCGCAGUGGAGGAGCCAAUAGCGAAUAUUUCGAGGGAGACCUUCUUAUUUGCAAGGUUGGCAACUGGAAUACUGGCGCCGGCCUAGUGCCCAGCUACGGGGAAAUUGAUUUGGAUUGCAGCUUCACUUGCUAA